AUGAUGGCACCUCCAACGACUGGACUUCAACUUGCUGAAAUUCGUGCAAAUAAUGAUGAUGCCGAGUUAGAAGCACCUAACGAUGCCAGCACUGAUACGGUCCCUGAGCUGCGUCCAACAACACGACAGCGUCAAAUCCUGGUCCUCAUAUCUAGCUUCCUAACCAUAUGCAUCACAAUCGGUUUCAAUCAAUCCUACGGAGUCUUUCAGAACUAUUACAUCUCACCUACUCAAACAAUGCUCCCCAAAUCAGCCAGGAAUGAUAGCGCGCUGGUGGCUUUUGUAGGGACGUUAGGCUCGGGCCUCACGUGGGGUGGGAGUAUUGCUGUGAACCCGAUUAUGGCAAGACUUGGUGUGAAGGGCACCAAGGGGUUGGGAGUUCUCGGAGUGUUCUUUAUGAGCUUGGGAUUUGGACUUGCGAGUUUGAGCACACAGGUUUGGCACCUCCUCCUAACGCAAGGUCUCCUAUACGGAAUUGGGUCUUCUCUUCUGUAUUUCCCUAUUCUCAGCGCGGCUCCGGAAUACUUCGGUGCGCACCGCGGCUCCGCUAUGGGAUUCAUCCUUUCGGGCGCAGGAAUCGGCGGUCUCGUUUUCUCGCCCCUAAUCCGUGCCCUUCUGACAUCCAUUGGUCCUCGCUGGACGCUGCGCACUCUCUCUUUACUGAACGUUGUCAUAUCCCUACCCAUCGCCAUCAGCGCCUCUCCAUCGCGCUUCAUCGGGCGAAGACCGACACAUGUAGAUCUCAAGCUCGCCAUGAAACCCGCAUUCCUAUUCAGCGUCGGCGCAGCAUUCUUGCAAUCUGGUGGUAAUGGCUUGCCUCUCACUUUCCUGGCCGAAUACUCAGUAGCGCUGGGAUAUUCGGCGGGGUUUGGUGCGACCCUGCUUGCGAUUUCGAAUGGUGUCAAUUCGAUCAGUCGUGUAGUGACGGGGUAUGCGGGGGAUAGGUUCGGGCGGCAGAAUACGCUGAUCUUAACUGUUAUCUUGUGCGUUAUCUCUGUGCUGGGCUUUUGGCUUGAGAGCACGAGGGCAGGUGGGAAUAGAGUCCUGUGGGUAAUGUUUGUGGUUUUGUAUGGUGUGGCAGGGGGUGGUUAUAAUGCUUUGUUCCCGACUACGGUGGCAGAAGUGUUUGGCUUGCAGGCUUAUGCAAGUGUCAAUGGGUUCAUGUACUUCGUGAGAGGCCUGGGAACCAUGGCUGGAAGUCCAGUCGGAGGUAAGAUUCUAGGUGAGAGUAAGUUGGGUAAUUAUAAGAACGUGGUCUGGUUUGAUGCUGCGCUCCUUGCUGGGGCUGCAUUCUGUGUAAUUGGCGUUCGCUGGUGGGAUGCGGUAGAAAAGAGGACUUGGAAAUGGAGAGCUUAGGACGGUCGAAUCUGGGGUACUCAAAUGAAUGUGCACCUCAGAUAACGAAGAAGCCAUUCAAGUCAAUCCCUGGCUCUCUCUCGAGAUAAUAUAUAUAUUCGAGUGUGC
Messenger RNA from Amorphotheca resinae ATCC 22711, 1464 nucleotides. RefSeq lists its product as hypothetical. Gene Ontology annotation, cellular component: fungal-type vacuole membrane. Bases 1 to 1356 code for a protein of 451 amino acids. Gene Ontology annotation, molecular function: transmembrane transporter activity. NCBI's taxonomy places the organism in Eukaryota, Fungi, Ascomycota, Leotiomycetes, Helotiales, Amorphothecaceae. Gene Ontology annotation, biological process: transmembrane transport. The record is from RefSeq and is a predicted model, not a curated record. The transcript has 3 exons.